AUGGCCAAGAAGCGCAAGUCAAUCACCACCAGCCUUGACGAGGUCGAUCGGACCCUCUACGCCUCCUUUUGCACAGCCGCCAAUUCCCUCUCCCAGCUCUACUCGCACACCAUGAACCACCAGAAACUCUCCUUCAACGCCGGCGAACGCCACGCCCUUGAUAAACUUCAUCAGUGGAUUUGGAGACAACAAGAAGGAGGAUCAAGGGUUGGAACAGUUGAUGUACUCAACUACAUUCAGAAUGAGCUAGAUUAUUGUGGAGAAGAGCCUUCUAUGUCACCUAGAGCACCACUGCAACACCACCAGUCACAACCAGCAAUGCAUGUUCCGAGCUUGGAGCCAGUCCUUUCAGCAUCUUUUGGCCAAACUAUAGCUGCACAAGGACUCCGCACUGAACCUGGUGAAAAUCAACCAAAGAAUUCAGUGUUUUCGAAUGCCUUGUCAAGUCCAAUAUGGCGAAGCCUUCAACAUUAUCAAAUUGGUGAGGGAGGAUCCUACACCAAUGGUCUCUCCAUGGGGAAUGGGAACCGGAACAGCGAACAUGGCUUUAUUCCCCAGCAAGGCAGGGACUCAAUAGUAUUGAGCUCCAAUGAUUCUGCCAUGGAUAUGCAUGCAGACUAG
Messenger RNA from Sphenostylis stenocarpa, 621 nucleotides. The record is from the annotation of a GenBank genome assembly. NCBI's taxonomy places the organism in Eukaryota, Viridiplantae, Streptophyta, Magnoliopsida, Fabales, Fabaceae.